UGAGGGUCCUAAGGACAGAGGGAUGUUGUAUACUGUAAAGCCCUGUGAGGUAAAUUGUGAUUUGUGAUAUUGGGCUUUAUAAAUAAAAUUGAAUUGAAUUGAAUGUUGCUAUCCCCAAGCUCUACAACCAACGCCAUAGUAAAGUUCAAGUAGAAAUGGCUACAGUGAAGUUCUACGCAACCAGACCUGUGGUCAAGCAGGACCGCGGAGCCUUAUUUAAGUCCGAUAGUUCACUUUGUCGACGAUGAUUUUGAGCUUAAAAACCACUGCCUACAAACAUCUUACUUCCCCCAAGACCACACCGGAGAAAACAUUGCAUCGGGCCUGAGGGAGGCUUUGGCAGCGUGGGACCUGUGUGAGGAGCGUCAGGUUACCAUCACUACAGACAAUGCUACUAACAUCAUCAAGGCGGUGCAGCUUAAUAACUGGCAAAAAGUCCACUGUUUUGGCUAUAGACUUCAUCUUGCAAUUGGUGAGUUAAUUAUUUUACAUUACUUUGCUUAUCUGCCAUGUUUGCUGUUUCUAUUUUUUAUCUGUAUGUUGUUAUAACUAGUAUUAUUUGACCAAAUUGAAACUGCAUUAUCAAGCCUCCAUAGUCUCAAACAGCUCUUUGGCCACCAGUAAUUAUCUUUCUUUAAAUGUGUUUGCUAUUUGUGUUAAUGUGUUCCUAAAAAAAAUCUUUUGUUUUUUGUUUUUUUUAUACAAAAUGAACCAAAAUUCUGUUGGGUUAAGAUUGUUCCCAAAUUCAAACUGUUAGACUGGACAAAAACAAUUAAAACAUAAAGCGAAAUGAAAUAAAACUAAAAUAUUUCAGGUAUAAAAAAGCAAACAUUUAAAAAAUGAUCCCUGUGCUCUCUACUUUCUGAAAGUCAAAUGAUUUAAGACAAACUUUUACAAAAAGCACAAACAUAUCUGACAGAGGCUGUUUUAUACUGUACACACAAACUAACACACUGAUUUAAAUACAACAACCUUUAUGACUGUAUAAGCCUCUAAGUUGUUUCAGAUAAUACAACAUGUUUUUUGAAAUAUGUAGAGGAUAAGAAAACUUCAUGGGUGUCUUUUUCACUCCUCUCUUUCACAGAAAAUGCUGUGAAAGGUGAAGCUCACCGCACCAACAGGGCUAUUGGGAUAUGCAGGAAGCUUGUGGGCCACUUCUCUCACAGCUGGAAGAAAAAAGAAGCCUUGAGGGAGGCACAGAGGGAGCUCAGCCUUCCACAGCAUGCCAUGGUGACAGACUGCCAGACACGAUGGGGAUCCACACAGAAAAUAGGCCCGUUUCCACCGCAGGAACUUCGGGACCGCAAAACGCGACAGCUACUGCCCUCAUGGCAAGACCUGGACGUCCUGGAAUCUUUAAACAAGGCUCUCAGCCCACUCCAAGACUUCACCAAUGCUUUGUCAGCUGAACAGUACGUAAGCAUAUCAUACCUGAAACCUGUUCUCCAUCUUCUGAACACCUCAGUACUGGCUGAAGAGGCAGAGGACAGUGACCUGACCAAAUCACUGAAAGCAAAAAUCCUCAGCUACCUCAAUGAAAAAUAUCAAGCCACACAGGACCUGCUGAACAUCACAACAUUCCUUGACCCCAGGUUCCGAACAAAAUACAUGUGUACAGAAGAGACGAAGACCAUAAAGGAACAAGUGAUCUCUGAGGUGAUGGCAGUUCAGCAGCAGCCUGAAGUGCAGCGCACCAUAGCAGUUGAGGAGGAUAGCUUGGAUGUGGACAGUCCACCUGCAGCUAAAGCCAAGAAGAAAACUUUAGCCAGUUUCUUCCAGAACAGCAUGCACACGCCAACAACAGCAUCAGCAUCAACCACCUUUGAUCCCAUGGCACAGUGUAGUGAAGAAGUGGCUACUGAACUCAAUACAUACACUUACAUGCCCUGUUGGCCAUGAGGAAGAUCCGUUGAAAUGGUGGAAGUGCCACAAAAUAAAUUUCCCUUUGCUGUCCAGACUAGCUCAGAAAUAUCUAUGCAUACAAGCAACAAGCUCUGCGUCAGAAAGAGCUUUUAGCACGAGCGGUAAUGUUGUAUCAGCCCAUCGAUCCUGUCUGAAACCAGACAAGGUGGACAUGUUGGUUUUUUUGUCAAAGAACCUCAGAAGUGGUGGUAGCUGGAACCUUUUAGAAAGAGGAUAUGGAAGUACUAUUUGAUAAUAAGAAAGUACAGUGGUAACAUUUUUAUUGGUUUGGGUGUGAUUGACUGAACUACCCAAAGCAUCCAUUUUAUUUUAUAUCCAGUGUAAUCUUUAGAGGAAGUUGUAGUAGACUACAAAAAAGUAUACCCCGUUUUAGAAGUUAACCACUGAUUUUUAUGUUAAACCCCUCUCAGUUGUCCUUUUUGGAGCAUUCAAAAUGUCUUAUUUAAUGAAUAUUUUGUAUUCUCUUAUUUGUUGUUGUAGUUGUACUUAAUGUUUAGAGAAAUGUCUCCAGAAAGGCCUUCAAGUUGUAACAAAGUGCCACAGCCAGUUGCACUUUAAAGGACUGCCUUUGUUGUAUUGAGAGAUGGGCACUGUCUCUGUUUGCACUUUAAAGAAAUGCCUUUAUUUGUUUACUGCACUUUUUUUAUUAGAUAACAAUACUUGAAAGAUUUACCAAAAUGCCUACAGAAAAGCUGUUAACUGCCUCUGUACAUUGUAGAAAUGUCUUUAUUCUUUUUUACAGUGCUGUACAAUCUUUUUCGUUUUUGUAUUAAGUACUACUUAAACAGUUACAGUUUACAAAAUGCCUGCAGAAAGGCCUUUAAGUUUACAAUAAUGUCAAUAUUUGCACUUAGCCGAAAUACCUUUAUUUUCAAAAAAGAAAGAACUUUUAUUUAUUCGAAAAUAUUAUUUGGAGAACAGUACUGCAAAAAAUUUCGGUUUUGUAAUUUCAUUCAUUCAUUCAUUCAUUCAUCUUCUAACCGCUUCAUCCUCUUGAGGGUCGCGGGGGGGCUGGAGCCUAUCCCAGCUGACAUUGGGCGAGAGGCAGGGCACACCGUGGACAGGUCGCUAGACUAUCGCAGGGCUGACACAUAGAGACAGACAACCAUUCAUGGUCACAUUCACACCUACACUCUACAAUGUAGAGUUAUCAAUUAACCUAGUCCCCAAUCUGCAUGUCUUUGGACUGUAGGAGGAAGCCGGAGUGCCCGGAGAGAACCCACGCUGACACGGGGAGAACAUGCAAACUCCGCACGGAAGGGCUCCCACACCCGGGAGCACCUCUUGCUGUGAGGCAACAGUGCUAACCACCACACCACCAUGCCGCCGUUUUGUACUUUUAUGCUGCUAAAUAUUUGUAUGUUCUGGUUGGGAAAUAAACACUCCAAAACUAUCAUUAUUCUCUGCAUUUUCCUUCAUAAUCAAGCAAUCACAAAUUACAAUAUUGUCCACUAAAAUCGCACAUUUUUAUCAAAUCGUGCAGCACUAAAAUAAAUAAAUAAAUAGUGUUCUCCUACCGUACUUCCAUUUUUAAAUGAUAUCCCAUGGUGGUGGAUACCACUGAUUGGAUUGAUCACUUCAGUAAGGUGUGAAGAAAUCAGUCUGAUGCUGUAAACAUAAAAAUACUGCGGUGACACUCGGCCAUUGCUAUGAUUC
Epinephelus moara (kelp grouper) is the source of this 3579-nucleotide messenger RNA. RefSeq names its product E3 SUMO-protein ligase ZBED1-like. The transcript has 3 exons. The record is from RefSeq and is a predicted model, not a curated record. The coding region runs from base 1228 to 1899 and encodes 223 amino acids. NCBI's taxonomy places the organism in Eukaryota, Metazoa, Chordata, Actinopteri, Perciformes, Serranidae.